AUGACAGAAGGACAUCACCUCAUCAUCAUUACAGGAGCAAACAGAGGCUUCGGCGAAAGUGUCGCCAAAACCUACCUCGAGAGCAGCGAAGCCAGCGCCCUCUCCUAUGUCCUCGUGGGACGGAACCAAGAAGGACUCCAAAAGGUCCUCGACACCCUGAAGCAGAUUGGCGCCUCUACCAACGUCACCGUCAAGGGCUUGGUCGUCGCCAAUGUCGACCUUGCCGAUACCCACAAGCUUGACGCCAACCUCACCAGGAUCCAGGAGGCAGCCAAGCAGUUGCGCGACGAGUCCAUUCAAUCCAAGAACAUCAUCACAAAGUCCAUCCUCGUCAACAACGCCGGAUCUCUCGGCGACCUCAGCAAAACCGCAAAAGAGUUCACCUGGCAGGAAACAAGGAAAUACCUCGACUUCAACAUCGUCUCCUUCGUCGGUCUCUGCUCAACGUUCCUGCAGGAUACAUUGGCGGCAUUCCCCAAGGACAGGUACCCAGAACACAAGACCGUGGUGAUUAGCGUAUCAUCCUUGCUGGCCGUUCAGCCCUUCUCCAACUGGGGUCUCUACGCCGCCGGCAAGGCUGCCCGUGAUCGCUUCCUUGGCGUCAUUGCCCUCGAGGAGAAGGGAAACAAUGUAAAGACGUUGAACUACGCCCCAGGACCCCUUGACAAUGAGAUGCAGGCGGACGUUAGAGCCACCCUUGGCGACAAGGAGCAACUGGAGAUCUAUGAUGGUAUGCAUAAGGCUGGUUCACUUGUUAAGAUGGACGAUUCUAGCAGGAAGUUGGUGCUGUUGUUGAAGAAGGAUGAGUUUGAGAGUGGCGGACAUGUUGACUUUUAUGACCUUUGA
Molecule: messenger RNA, 846 nt
Organism: Linnemannia hyalina
Lineage: Eukaryota; Fungi; Mortierellomycota; Mortierellomycetes; Mortierellales; Mortierellaceae
Source: the annotation of a GenBank genome assembly